GGAACUCCACCCAAAAGGGGAUGUUCCGCUUUAAGGACUGCUCCCCUGCUCUCCAUUAAGGAUUGGCACCUUUGGGGGGCGGGGGGGAGUGGGUACCCAAAUUUGACAGGUACCCACUCCCACUUCUGGUCCAAUCGCCUAGGCAAUCGGAAGGUGUCCUCCCUCCCUCCCUGUAGUCUUGGGUGGGACACGUGACAGGUCACAGAAGACUACAGGACCAUUCAUGAAGCGCAUCGCUACUCGCGCAUGCGCAGUGGGCACCCAGCUGUGAAGCCGCAAGCUGUCACAACCGGGUGCCCACACUGAAGAUGC
Molecule: messenger RNA, 312 nt
Organism: Staurois parvus
Lineage: Eukaryota; Metazoa; Chordata; Amphibia; Anura; Ranidae
Source: the annotation of a GenBank genome assembly